This is a messenger RNA of Mizuhopecten yessoensis (Yesso scallop), 1770 nucleotides long. RefSeq lists its product as uncharacterized. The record is from RefSeq and is a predicted model, not a curated record. The transcript has 3 exons. Gene Ontology annotation, cellular component: plasma membrane. Lineage: Eukaryota; Metazoa; Mollusca; Bivalvia; Pectinida; Pectinidae. The coding region runs from base 166 to 918 and encodes 250 amino acids.
CGUAAACAAAAACACGUGAAUGUGUGCUGUUUACGUCGUGAAAGGCAGUUUCGCUUUACGUGCAUGUUUAAUGCAGCACAACUACGUUAUUUUGUACUUGCAAUAUCUAUAAAUAGGAUAGUGUAACAUGUGGUAAUUUCAUUGCGACGGAAUUAUUUUUACAAUAUGAUGAGACGGGCUAACGGUUUGGUGAUGAGAUCAUUGCGUUAUGGUCAUGUGAGGCUCUGGAAGAUGUUCUGCAACAAUCCCGUGCCCGACAAGGACUUGACUGCUGCCCAGACGAUUUGGGACUACAUGAUACUAAACCACACACCCAGAAAGAGUGACAUCAUACUCGUUCUGGGUAACCAUGACGUCAGAACAGCUGACUACGCGUCGAACCUGUUCUUGGACGGAAAGGCAGACUGUCUACUGUUUUCAGGCAAAGUCGGAGUCCUCACACGAGGGAAAUGGAGGAAGACAGAAGCGGAGAUAUUUAGAGAUAUAGCGUUGACUAAAGGCGUCCCAGAAGAACGCAUACUGCUGGAAUUACAAGCCACAAACACGGGAGAAAACGUUGCAUUUUCAUACGAUGUGCUGGAGGCGAAAAACCUAUUAGAAAACCUCAAGAGUAUCAUUUUAGUCCAAAUGCCCCACAUGGAAAGACGUGUGUAUGCUACCUUUAUGAAACAGUGGACAGGAGAUCCGACGAAACUUGACGUCACGGUGACGUCACCACCGAUACCAUUACGUAAAUACCCGAACCCUGACGUCGGGUCGCUUAAAGCUGUGAUAACAGUGAUGAUGGGAUGUAUGUACAGGUUAAAAGUUUACCCGGAAACAGGGUUUCAAAUUUACCAACAUAUACCAGAUGUUGUGUGGGACAGUUACCUUAGUCUUCUCCGGUCAGGCAAAUACAACGGACACAUUCCCCUAUGACCGGUCUCCGGUCAGGCAAAUACAACGGACACAUUCCCUUAUGACCGGUCUCCGGUCAGGCAACUACAACGGACACAUUCCCCUAUGACCGGUCUCCGGUCAGGCAACUACAACGGACACAUUCCCCUAUGACCGAUCUCCGGUCAGGCAAAUACGACGGACACAUUCCCCUAUGACCGGUCUCCGGUCAGGCAACUACAACGGACACAUUCCCCUAUGACCGGAACAAAGACAGUAACCAUAACCUGUUGACGUGAUGUAAUAUCACGAGGCAAAUAAUGGGGGCAGUGCAAAUGUGUCCCGGUGAUGCAAACAUUUUUUCUUUUAAAUACAGAAGACGCUGGAAAAUACUGGGAUAUAAACCGAUGCUGCAAGACAAAUACAACGAACACGUAUCCCGGGCGACGACGCGGGAAAGAUACCACGGAGAUGUAUCACGGGCGAUGACGCGGGAAAGAUACCAUGGAGAUGUAUCACGGGCGGUGAGACGGGAAAGAUACCACGGAGAUGUAUCCCGGGCGGUGGCGCGGGAAAGAUACCACGGAGAUGUAUCCGGGGCGGUGACGCGGGAAAGAUACCGUGGAGAUGUAUCCCGUGCGGUGACGCGGGAAAGAUGCCGCGGAGAUGUAUCCCGGGCGGUGACGCGGGAAAGAUGCCGCGAAGACGUAUCCUAAGAAUAACGUUGAAACGAAUACACGUUGGAAACUGAGACGUCAUGGACACGCGACAAAACUAUUGCGGAAAUAAAUGUUCUUUGAUGGAGGGUGAUGGAUGAUAUAUUUAGGUAACUCUUAAAACAACGGUUGUCAUGGAACCAAAACUGUCCAUUGAAAAAUAAAUUAAUGAUAUAAC